AAUUUACAAGAUGUUAAAUAUAGCGAUUCGGAUUUGUGCAAACUUUCUGAAAGGAUUAAACCUUAUAUUAGCAAUGUUAAACCUGAAAAUGCGAUGAAAUUGACUCGGUGGUUGUUCAGAGUAUCAUUUCUAAUAAUCACUCGAACGACCUGUUAA
This is a messenger RNA of Funneliformis caledonium, 156 nucleotides long. Lineage: Eukaryota; Fungi; Glomeromycota; Glomeromycetes; Glomerales; Glomeraceae. The record is from the annotation of a GenBank genome assembly.